Messenger RNA from Ictalurus punctatus (channel catfish), 1942 nucleotides. It is a transcript of the gene pierce1, whose product is annotated as piercer of microtubule wall 1. Gene Ontology annotation, biological process: axoneme assembly. Gene Ontology annotation, cellular component: axonemal microtubule. The record is from RefSeq and is a predicted model, not a curated record. The coding region runs from base 91 to 516 and encodes 141 amino acids. The transcript has 3 exons. NCBI's taxonomy places the organism in Eukaryota, Metazoa, Chordata, Actinopteri, Siluriformes, Ictaluridae.
GUGGUUACUCUGUUGAUGGCAACCAGCAGGCUGGAGGAAACGAAGCCGCGCUGCAGUGCAGUUUAAUUAGAGUUGAAUUAAACAUUAAUCAUGGACGCUGAGUGUUUAGAUGCGGGGAUAAACACGGAGCAGCAGCAGUCUGAUAAAAACACCGACCUGAAAACAAGUGAUGUUUACAGGGUGAAUGAAAAUCUGCCAAAACGUUUCAACAAUCCCGCCUGCUUUAAAGGCUACAGUAUGAAGAUGGCCCACCCGCUGUACCAAACAACCAACCAGAUAUACGGCAGCAAAAAACCUACAGUCCAUGAAAUGCCGACAACCUUUCAUGGAAGCUGGCACAAGUUUUCAGACCUCCUCCUGAAAAGUGGAAUGUUCCGAGAUACAGGCUUCAACACAUCGCUGGAGAAGAGUCAAAUCACCGGGCCAAAUACCAUCAACAUGCGCGACGACAGAAUCACCUUUCAUCGUUUAUACCACCCUGGAGGAAACGAACAAGCUGAGACUAACGUGUCUUGAGACUAAUGCAUUGUUUUGCCCUGUAAUUAAUAACAAUGCCAUUUUAAUGAGGUUAACUUGUACACAAAACACGUCGGCCACCUUAUUACAUCUUUCCGAAAAGCAGCACGGUGGCGGAACAGGUAGCGUUGCCGUCUCACAGCUCUAGUAUUCUCCAGGGUAAUACUCGAACAACCCUACCGCUUAAAAGUCAUCAAAUUAAAAGUAUGGGUCUGAUUUCUUAUGAAUGGACAUGGCCAGUAAAAGUUCUUGAACAGUUUACUCAGUGUUAGUGCCCUAGACAAAACAGACAGAAAAAUGUGAGAAUAACAAUUCAAUUAGGACAAAUAUUAAACACUGAAGACCUACAUGCUUGUGUUUAUGGUAUUAACUGGUCACUUAAAGGAUCCUAGUGGAACUCUUACUGAUGCUUUGUUAAAGACAGGAAGGUAGAACAGUUAAACCUGUAGCUAAAAAACUUGAUUAGGUCAAACAAUGCUUUACAUUUACGGCAUUUGGAAGACGCCCUUAUACAGAGCGAGUUAUCUCACUUAUGUAACUGAGCAUUUCUGGGUUAAGGGCCUUGCUCGAGGGCCCAGCCGUGGGAACUUGGCAGUGCUGGGAUUUGCACUCACAACUUUAGACUGUAGGGCAAAUAUAUGUUGUGUGCUGCCCAAUCAAGAGUCAGGCCUUUUCCAAUUAGAUUUUUCAAUUGAAUGAUCAAAUUGAAGAAACUUUUAAAUUUGAGCACAGAUACACACUGAAUAGAUGAUUGCCUGCCUUGUUAUAGAGAUGUCAAUGAAGUGGGCUUAAAUAUUAGCCUUAGUAGGACCUCAUACAUUCACUUUACUUUUACUUAUGACCACUAGUCAUGCUCUUGUACUUUAAAAACAUCUCCUUGCAACAAUUUGGGCCUUUUUUUUUUUUUUUUUUUUUUUUUAAAUGUAUUUUUUCUUUAACAGAGAGGGACGGCCUAACCAUUCUAGGUCAUUUACACCAUUUGGGCUUGAUGCUCGGUUUGAAAUAAUCCGUUAGAUCUAGACGUUCAAACACCCUUAAUGAAAAGAAUCAAGAUUCCAGGAGCUGUAGUUCAGUAGAUUUGUUUUAUUUGGUGUUAAAGUCCAGUCAGUGCACGCAUUUACUGUAUAAUAUGUACACAAACUGGAGGCCAUCAAAACAUUGUUCAUGAAUUAUAAAAGCACUUAUCAACCAACAUAUGAAGGUACAGCAGACCAACAAAGAAUGAAGUAUAGAAAGAAAAUGAAAUGCUGUGAGGAAUAAAAACAACGUAUAGCGACGUAUAGCAAACUCAGUAGACAAACACUCUUUCCCUCUCUCUCUCUCACACACACACACAUGCGCACACACAAACCUGAGCCAGGCUGUGGGAAAUACGACUGAACAGACUUCAUUACUCCUGGCUGUUGCGAACAGUAAAAGACGGGGG